AUGCCGGCAGUGGCUGUAGUGCUUUCAACAGUCAUGAAUCAGAGUCCACAAGAAGUAACUAGUGUUAUUCCUCUGAGCAACUCCUCAGUAUCACGCCGUAUUGAUGAGAUGGCAGCUGAUGUUGAAAACCAAUUAAUCUCAAAAAAACUGAAGGUGAAUGAUUUCUCGCUUCAACUCGACGAAUCAACUUUACCUGAUAAUUCUGCUCUUUUGAUGGCAUUUGUGAGGUUUCUUGAUGUAGAUGAAAUAUGUCAAGAAAUGCUUUUCGCAUUGAAAUUAACGACUGACACUAAAGGAGAAUCCAUCUUCAAAAAACCUGAGGUCUAUUUUUGA
Messenger RNA from Macrobrachium nipponense, 333 nucleotides. Its product is annotated as zinc finger MYM-type protein 6-like. Bases 1 to 333 code for a protein of 110 amino acids. The transcript has a single exon. The record is from RefSeq and is a predicted model, not a curated record. NCBI's taxonomy places the organism in Eukaryota, Metazoa, Arthropoda, Malacostraca, Decapoda, Palaemonidae.